AUGACCAUGGCUUUGGACCCUUCACAACAGCAGCGCUUCGGCCCUGGGCUUAACUUUGACUACCAAGCUCACGCCCAGCCGCCAGCGUUCUCUAACCCUUGGUCGUCGGCCUCUUCGCCGCCUCAGUCUAUUCCCGCCGCGUCUGGUCCCGGCAGCGCUCUGUUCAACGUUCACGGUGGACAACCGAGCUUGCCUCCCACCAUGAUGCAUGGCAAGCCAAUCCCUGGUCGCGAUAGCACUGGCAGCGCUUCCUCCAUGACAUCCUACGGCUCCAUGCCCUUGGGUUCCUCCGCCAGCAGCCAUCAUCACCCUUCAUCUGCCAGCCUCGGCAUGCAGCACGAUCUCCUAAACCCCAACCAAGAUAUGCUUGCCAUGAAUCGCAUGCAGACCUCGACAGCUGCAUUUGGCGAGCCCAGCUACGCCACCUCGGCUUCGCCCGUCAACGGCCACUUUGCACCUCCAGCAUCCGGCCCUUACGAGGCUAUGGGUUACGCAGCCGCUCCAGCACGGUCGCACCCUUUCCCCAUUGGCCAUGACGACCCGUCUCGCAGAUUUUCGCAAACCCUGCCUUCCACUGAGAACCGACGCGCCUUCGCUGACGCUCUCGACGCCAGCCACGGCAUGCUGGCAAUGAGCCAGGACACACCGAGAAACAUCUACGGUGGUCGCAAUGACCGCUCCUCGGUUGAUUCCUACGGGUUUCCGUCGACGCACUCCACUAGCUCGUCGAUCUCUUCUACCGACAUUGAAUCGAGGACGCUCCCUCGCAUGCUGGGCCCUCAGAUCCCCCCCGCGCCGCAGUCGAUGAUGGGCCAGUUCAGCUCCAAGGUCUCGUCAAGUACGCAGAAGAAGCACAAGUGCAAGGUCUGCGACAAGCGCUUCACCCGCCCAAGCUCGCUGCAAACCCACAUGUAUAGCCACACUGGCGAGAAGCCUUUUGCUUGUGAUUUUGAGGGAUGUGGCAGACACUUCUCUGUCGUUUCCAACCUCCGACGCCACCGCAAGGUUCACCGUGGUGAUGCUCGCUCAGAAGCUGGAUCCGAGGACCACCACUCCGACUAA
Molecule: messenger RNA, 1062 nt
Organism: Akanthomyces muscarius
Lineage: Eukaryota; Fungi; Ascomycota; Sordariomycetes; Hypocreales; Cordycipitaceae
Exons: 4
Coding region: 1-1062 (353 amino acids)
Biological process (GO): regulation of transcription by RNA polymerase II
Cellular component (GO): nucleus
Molecular function (GO): RNA polymerase II cis-regulatory region sequence-specific DNA binding; DNA-binding transcription factor activity, RNA polymerase II-specific
Source: RefSeq, a predicted model, not a curated record